AAAGGAUUGCAUUCAGCCAGCAUCUCUGUACCAUUUUCGUUUUCUUGGGAAGAUUCAUUGCGGUUUAUUAAAGUGAAAGCAGAGAGACCCAAUGAUGCAGAGAACGAAGAACUCGCCUCUGAUUUUGCAAUCAGCUUUGUUGUUUUUGUUGUUGUUCAUCCUUGUUUCCAAAUCCAAUGUUUGUGCGCAGGCGCUUCCACCUGCAAAACUUGAUGGGUUCGUGUACGGAAGACACCGAGUCAACUGGGAUGCGAUUCUGAUCGAAGCGUUCGUCGACCCAGUUUGCCCUGAUAGCAGGGACGCAUGGCCACCUCUCAAACAAGCUCUAGAGCACUAUGGCUCUCGUGUUGCUCUUGUCGUUCACCUAUUGCCUUUACCUUACCAUGACUAUGCUUUCGCUUCUUCACGUGCUAUACACAUCGUGAACAAUCUUAAUAGUUCAGCUACAUUCGAAAUAUUGGAGUGGUUCUUCAAGCAUCAGGAGAAGUUUUACAAUGCUCAAACUCUCAACUUGUCUAAGGCCUCUGUUAUCGAUGAAAUUGUGAAAUCUGUAGCUGAAGUAGUUGGUAAAUCCUAUUAUGGUGCUGUGCGAUCUGGCUUCAAUGAUCGGAAUACCGAUCUCAAAACAAGGGUUUCCUUCAAGUACAGUGCUUUGAGAGGGGUGUAUGGUACACCAACUUUCUUCCUUAAUGGAUUUGUAUUGCCUGAUGCUGGCUCUGCAUUAGAUUUUGCUGACUGGAAAACCAUCAUUGAUCCACUGAUUGGUAGAAAGGGUCCCAAAAGGGAGGACAACGUGCAUUUUUUCUUAUGAAAGACUUGCUAUUUAACUUUGCAACACCUUGGCUCUUUGUACUCUGCUUGACGUGCAUGGUUUGUCGAAAGAAUAAGCACGAUAUUUGUAGGGGGGUCACUUAUACAUAUAUUCAGUUUGUGAGCAUGGAAUAAAAUGUUUUGUAAUGUAGGAGAAGUAUGUAUGUUUGUUUACCGAUGCAUUGGUAUCUCCUUUAAUUAAAGCUCACAAAAGUAUUUGUAAUAUCUUGCAGGCACCUACCAAAAACGCCCACCAAAUAUAACUAGAAGGAAACCUGUUUUUGGGAAACCGUUUUAACUUGUUUUGCAAGAUGACAAGAGCUUGGUGCAAUUUUCCAGUUUACUUUUUUUAUUUUUUUAUUUUUUUAGUUUCAAAGCUAAAUUUACUAGUAUACCGAAGAGAAAGCUAUAUGGAAAUAGUAAAACGAGAGGUAAAACUUAAAGAAGAAAAGUAAAAUAGUAUUAUUUUGAUAAUGGUGAAGUAAUCAAAUAUAUAAGAAAACUAGAGAUUUAAACUUUAAAACUGAAAACCUACUAUGGAAAGUGAGUCCGUAAGGUUCUAAAGAGGUCAAAUCCAUACUUAAGAAAAACUUAUGUCCUAUCAUACGGGUUGGGAAAAAAAAAAAAAAAAACAAUAAUAAAAAAAGAGAAGUAUACUAAAAGAAGCCAAUUUUUCAUGGAGCAACGAAGGGUUUGAUGCAAUAGCAUUUUCACUCGUGUAGUUCUCUCUGCAUUUAGUGGACUGGACAUAUUCUAAAAUCUGAAGCAUACGCAGGCAUCAUGUUAAGAUCAUUAUGUCAUGGUUUACUUAAUUAGCUAUCAGCUCUGAGUUUGAAUACCCUUGGAUAGCUCUGGCAUUGGUCUUUUUCUGAUUCAUAUAUGAUGGGGAAAUUUGACCAGCUACACCAUGCUGAGCACCCACUUGUGUGUUUCUGUUCUCAGUGCAAUUGUGAAAUCUGUAGCAGAAGUAGUUGGGAACUCCUAUUUUACUGCCGUUGAAUCUUAGCUUCAACAUUCAGAAAAAUGAUCGGUUUCCUUCAAGGUUUGCAGAUAAUUUUAUUUAAAACAUAACAUAUGCUACAAAGAAAACCCUUUUAUGUGAGAUUGCAUGAGCAUGAAAUAUUCCAACGUUCUUUUAUUUCUUUCAUUCUAUUCUAUUUAUCAUAUUUCCUGAUUAUGUUUUAUACCGAAUGUUUUCUGUCUUACAGUAUAGUGAUUUGAGAGUAUGGAACCUUUCUUCCUUAAUGGUUUAUGUUGCCUCCUUAAUAGAUUGCAAUAGAAUUCCUGCUUGGAAAACCUUCAUGGAUCCAAUAAUUGGUAAAAGGGGUCCCAAGAUCGAGGACAAUCUAUGUUUUUGCUUGUGUAGGAUUUGCUAUUUAACUUUGUAACACCUUGGUCUUUGUGCUAUGCUUGACGUGCAUGGUUUGUGAGAGCACCGUGCUGGUAGGGGGGAGCCAUGUGUAUAUUUUGUUUGUGAGCAUGGAAUAAAUGUUUUGUAAUGUGUGGGAUGGAGUAUUUAUUUUUGCGGUUUACCGAUGCAUUUGUAUCUCUUUUAGUUAAACUUGUUACAAGUAUUUGUAAUAUCUUGCAGGCACCCUCUUCCAAUCACUACGAUAAUCUAAAUUAGAGGUUGCAGUUGGUACGUAACUCGGGAUUGGAUUUUGGGUUGUUUAAUUUAUACACUUUUAACGGGAACGGACUCUCAUCUACCAAAAACGCCCAUCAAAAGUAGGUAGAAUACUGUUUUCAGUAUCAUCUGUUGGGAAACCGUAUUAAAUUUGGUCCGCAAGAUAAACAAAAACAUCGCAAUUUACUACUUUACUGAAAUAGACACCUUAUACGCUCAAAUAAUCUUUAUACACUUUGGAUUAAUAAAAGCCUGUUUGGAAAUUAGUAGAAAGAAGGGGAAAAGAGAUUAUUAAAUUUCUGGAUAUAUACAUAUCAAAACAUUUUUUUAAUAAACAUUAUAUAUUAAAACAUCGAACAUAAAUAUAUAAUUAUGAAAAUUGUAAAUUAUUGAAACAGACUAUAAAGUAAAAAACAUUUUCAUUGAUUGGUAAAAAUAUCAUGAUUUUGAUUGUGAAUAACAUUAUUUAUAUAAAUGAAGAAUUAGAAUGUAGAAAUUAAACUUUACUAUUGGAUUAUAAAUGAGUUUCCUCCAGAAUUUUCAGGAAAAAUAUAACAAAUUGACAAAAGAAGAUGGUAUUGACUUCGUGGCCAAGGGAUUGGGCCAAGCUAUAAUUAGUCGGAGGCCCAACUUAGGAAACACAACAACAAGAAAUCGGGUGAUGUAACCGUGUGGACACUUGGACAGGUUCAGGUUAAUGGAGGUGGUUAGGGUAGUUUUGGAAGAGUGUGGCGGUAUAUAAGGCAAGAGACAUCACAGUAAGCGAAUUAGGGCGUAAAAGAAGAAACGAAGCCGUAGAAGAGGGCUCUAUCUGUGCGGAGCGUAAACUUAUCCUUUGGAAUCCCACGAUGGAUCGGUACCAGAGGGUGGAGAAGCCAAGAGCAGAGACACCUAUCGAUGAGAACGAGAUUAGGAUCACAAGUCAGGGGAGGAUGCGCAACUAUAUCACUUAUGCCAUGAGCCUACUUCAGG
Messenger RNA from Ziziphus jujuba (common jujube), 3409 nucleotides. RefSeq lists its product as uncharacterized. The transcript is spliced from 5 exons. The coding region runs from base 92 to 811 and encodes 239 amino acids. Lineage: Eukaryota; Viridiplantae; Streptophyta; Magnoliopsida; Rosales; Rhamnaceae. The record is from RefSeq and is a predicted model, not a curated record.